Messenger RNA from Polyodon spathula (Mississippi paddlefish), 7921 nucleotides. RefSeq names its product E3 ubiquitin-protein ligase ubr3-like. Gene Ontology annotation, cellular component: ubiquitin ligase complex; cytoplasm. The record is from RefSeq and is a predicted model, not a curated record. Gene Ontology annotation, molecular function: zinc ion binding; ubiquitin protein ligase activity. Gene Ontology annotation, biological process: ubiquitin-dependent protein catabolic process via the N-end rule pathway; protein ubiquitination. The transcript is spliced from 41 exons. Bases 422 to 6001 code for a protein of 1859 amino acids. NCBI's taxonomy places the organism in Eukaryota, Metazoa, Chordata, Actinopteri, Acipenseriformes, Polyodontidae.
GUCAAACGAAGAGUCGCAGAAACAAGUUCCUGAGUUUGUUUUUGUCAUUUGUCACCUUGUGAAAAAAGACAUGUAAGGAAGAUUGUUGAGUUCAUAAUCUUGGAGACGCCGGUUUAAUGAUGCAAUAAUGAGAUGUCUUUUGCAUCUCUGACAUGACAAGGAGUAGCAUGCAUCUUCACUAGACUAAAUUCACCACUAGGCCGGCAGUGUCUGGCCAUUCUUUAAUUGAGAUGAAAACGUGAGCCAUACCACAGGAAUGAAAUGGUAGCAACAUGCUUCCCUAGUGACUACUGACUUUCUUUGCGAAAUACACCACAGUCUCCAGGCAUUGACAUCAUCUCGGUGAGAUACCGCGAGAAAGACCGAGAACACAGCGACAAGACAACAAAAAUAAAACCUGGAUAACAAUCCGGAGUACGUGAUGGCGGCGUCGCUACUGCGCCGGGACAAGAAAUCCACAGCAGCCCAUCUAAAGGCCGAGCUUAACCGGACAGACAACAGCUCAGGGGUCCACCAGCUGCAAGAGCUGCUGGACAGCGUAUUGAAUCCGGAGAGGCCGGCAGGAGAUACCGGGGCCUUGGAAUGGUGCAAAUGCCUGCUGGCCGGAGGUGAAGUAUUUGAGGAGUUCUGCAAGACCGUUCGGUCCUAUGAUAACGCCACCUUGUGCGGAUUGGUGUGGACAGCCAAUUUUGUGGCGUACCGAUGUCGGACCUGUGGCAUUUCCCCAUGCAUGUCCUUAUGCGCCGAGUGUUUCAACAGCGGGGACCACACAGGACAUGAUUUCAAUAUGUUUAGAAGCCAGGCUGGUGGGGCCUGUGAUUGUGGUGACAGCAAUGUCAUGCGUGAAAGUGGGUUUUGUAGACGACACCGAUCAAAAACUGGGACAAAUGUUCCUUCAGUCCCCAGAGAUCUGUUGUUGAUGUCAGAAAUGGUUCUCCCUCGAUUCAUCAUAUAUAUCAUCCAGUAUUUGAGGGAUGGAUACAGUGAACCAGGUCCGGCAUCAGAGAGGGAUCUUCAGAAGGUUCUUCAGCAGCUGGAACCGCAGAUUUCAUUUUUGGAAGAAUUAACCAAGAUGGGAGGAGCCAUGCGAACAGUACUUACAAAGAUCUUAACAAACCAGCAAAGCUACAAAGACUUGACCAUGGGACAAGAAGAAAAUGUGCAUGCGAAGAAAAAUUAUGACAGGUACCUUUCAGCCCUUAAAAGCUCUGGAUUGGUGUCAUUGGAUGAAAAGAAUGUGUCAGGUGUAAUCGAGCUAGCUGCAGGAGCUGGUGCCCUAAGUAUUUUAGGUGCAGCAGCAGUAGACCCUGUUGAGUCUUCUAUAGAGGAUGACCAAGAUGGAAGCCAAGGAGUUGGACAAAGAAAGAGGGUGAAACUAAGCAGUAGCACCAAAGAUCCAUCCAUCAUGGAUGUCCUGAAACACAAAUGCUUUUUAGAAGAGUUGUUGUUUUGGACAGUAAAAUAUGAGUUCCCGCAAAAGAUGGUUACUUUUCUACUGAACAUGUUGCCAGAUCAAGACUACAAGAUUUCUUUUACUAGGACUUUCGUUCAACAUUAUGCAUUCAUUAUGAAAACUUUAAUGAAAAGCCAUGAAUCAGAUACCAUGUCCAACAGAAUUGUACAUAUUAGUGUGCAGUUAUUUAGCAAUGAAGAGUUAGCGCGUCAUGUAACAGAGGAAUGUCAGCUACUGGACAUAAUGGUGACAGUUCUACUUUAUAUGAUGGAAAGUUGCCUUGUAAAGAGUGAACUUCAAGAUGAAGAAAAUAAUCGCCAUGUGGUGGUUAACUGUGGAGAAGCUUUGCUGAAAAACAACACAUAUUGGCCUUUAAUUAGUGAUUUUAUUAAUAUUCUCUCACAUCAAAGUGUAGCAAAGAAGUUCUUGGAGGAUCAGUCAUUGCUAAUGUUGUGGAUGAGUUUCGUUUCCUUCUUUCAAGGAAUGAAUUUAAACAAGCGAGAGAUAAAUGAACAUGUGGAGUUUGAAUCACAAACUUAUUAUGCAGCAUUUGCAGCAGAGUUGGAAGCAUGUGCUCAACCAAUGUGGGGACUCUUAACACAUUGCAAAGUCAAGGAAACACAGGAGUAUACAAAAACUGUGGUUCGGUACUGUCUGGAAACACUACAGAUCUGGUUUGAUUCUGUCAACUUUGUGGAUGAGCCGACCCCCCACCAAGUGUCAUUUCACUUGCCCCUUCAUCGCUAUUAUGCUAUGUUUUUGAGCAAGGCUGUGAAGUACCAGGGACUGGACUUAGACAGCCUUUUACCAGAUCAAGAAAUGCUUAUGAAGAUAAUGAUUCAUCCACUUCAGAUUCAGGCAAGCCUUUCAGAAAUCCAUAGUAAUAUGUGGGUCCGGAAUGGCUUACAAAUUAAAGGUCAGGCCAUGACUUACGUACAGUCCCAUUUUUGUAACUCUAUGAUUGACCCGGACAUCUAUCUCCUCCAGAUUUGUGCAUCGCGGUUAGAUCCAGAUUACUUUAUUUCUUCAGUCUUUGAAAGAUUUAAAGUUGUGGACUUAUUGACAAUGGCAUCACAGCAUCAAAACACAGUGCUUGAUCCAGAACACGAAAGACCAAUGUUGGAAGGAUCCCUAACAUUUCUUGUACUGUUGUUGAGCCUUCGCAUUCACCUGGGAAUGGCAGAUGAUGAUAUUCUCAGGGCAGAGAUGGUAUCCCAGCUGUGCAUGAAUGAUCGGACACACAGCGCCUUAUUGGAUCUCAUUCCUGAAAAUCCAAAUCCAAAAAGUGGUAUUGUUCCUGGCAGUUCUAGCUUUGAAGCCAUGCUUUCAGCUGUUGCUGAUUUUAAGGCUCCUGUUUUUGAACCGGGAGGUUCUAUGCAACAAGGAAUGUACACACCUAAAGCUGAAGUCUGGGAAAAAGAAUUUGACCCGAUCAUGGUAAUUCUCCGAACAGUUUACCGCAGAGACGUACAGACGGCAAUGGACAGAUAUACAGCAUUUCUGAAAGAGUCUGACAUUUUUUCUGGAAACCCAUGGCCACCCUAUAAGGAGAGAACACCUUUACAUCCAUGUUAUAAAAGUCUCGUUAGGCUGUUGCACUGUAAAACAUUACACAUUGUGCUAUUCACCCUUCUGUAUAAGAUCUCAAUGGAUCAUCAAAACAUGUCCGAACAUGUGCUUUGCAUGGUCUUAUACUUGAUUGAACUGGGUCUUGAUAAUGUGCUUCAAGAGGAACCUGAAGAAGAGGAACCUUGCAUUGAAGAACAUUGCCACGAUAGCUGGUUUCCUGGCACUAACUUGCUAUCCAACUUGCAUCAUGUUAUUAACUUUGUGAGAGUGAGGGUACCAGAGACGGCCCCGGAGGUAAAAAGGGAACCGCCUGCAAGUACAAGCACAGACUCCUCUUCCUUUGCUCAGACUUCCAGACGAUUUUCUGGUCUCCAAAGACAGAAUUCUGGGGCAGCUCAGGUCUUUAGCUUGGUUGCUGAACGGAGAAGAAAGUUUCAGGAGAUCAUCAAUCGCAGUAGUGGAGAAGCCAGUCAAGCUGUUCGACCGAAAUCCUCGGCGACGAAGUGGAUACCCAAUGGCUCGACUCCCCAGCUAACCACUGCGAUUCUGGAAAUCAGAGAAAGCAUGAUAUCCCUGCUAAUCAAACUGCAUCACAAACUGUCAGCAAAACAAAACUCUUUCUGCCCCCCUUGGAUAGAAGACCCAGAGGCUUUUGUAAGACUUGAUUCAGUAAAGUACUCCCAUGGCGAUGGUAUUAGUGCAAUUGAACGCAUCUUGACAAAAGCCGCCCUCCGAGCUCGACAGAAUAAGCGCUGUAUACAAGAAAUUUGUAUGAAGAUUUCACCACCUGUACCUCCUAAGAAAAAUGGUCCAGCAGAUAAAAAGACAAUGGACAAAGAGGAAAGGCGACAAAAAGCCAGAGAGAGACAGCAGAAGUUACUUGCUGAAUUUGCUUCAAGGCAGAAGAGUUUUAUGGAAACUGCAAUGGAUGUUGAGUCGCCUGAUGCUGAUGUUGCCAUGGACCUUGGAUCAUCAGAGCAGCAGGAUUCUGAGAUCCUUUAUGACUGUGUCAUUUGUGGGCAGAGUGGUCCAUCUACAGAAGAUCGGCCUACUGGCUUAGUAAUUCUGUUACAAGCCUCGUCUGUCCUGGGGCACCGUUGCAAGAGCACUGAGCCAAAGAAGCUGCCAACCAGCGAUGAGGAGCACAUCUACCCUGUGGAUACAUGUGGAGCUACACAUGACGUCAGGCUGACAACAUUGCAGCGUUUCUUUAAUGACAGUUCAUGCCUGCAGUCUGUAUCAAUUGGCUGGGAAGGAGGUGUGUAUGUGCAAACCUGUGGCCAUACUUUGCACAUAGAUUGUCACAAGUCUUACAUGGAGUCAUUGCGGAGUGACCAGGUCCUUCAGGGCUUCUCUGUAGACAAAGGAGAGUUUACAUGCCCCCUCUGCAGACAGUUUGCAAACAGCGUCCUCCCCUGUUACCCAGGAAGGGGGGUUGAGAAAGCCCACUGCCAGACCCCCAGCAACAAAAACUUGUCGGUUCUUGUAAAAGAGGUAGAAGAUUUGCAAGAACAGAUGGGAACAUUCUCAGUAAGCACCAAUUCGGAAACCAAUCUUAGUAGAGAGAUGGAGUCUGUGAUAAAGGAUAUAAAGAACACUACACAGAAGAAAUACAUGGACUACAGCAAAACCCCUGGUUCCCCUGACAAUGAUUUUCUCUUCAUGUACUCUGUAGCUAGGACAAAUCUAGAAUUGGAGCUGGUGCAUCGGGGAGGAAAUCUGUGUUGUGGUGGCGCAAGUGCCACUGCUAAGCGAUCCUGCUUGAAUCAGUUGUUUCAUGUGCUUGCAAUGCACAUGCGUCUUUACAGCAUUGACUCUGCCUACAAUCCGUGGACCCGGCUUACACAGUUGACUCAGAAAAGAGAUUCAUAUGUAUGCAAUGAUGAACGACCAGAGGUCCCAUUGCUUUUCAGAGAUGUUCCAUCUUUGUUGAUUAUAUUUGUCUUAACAAUGCCACAGCCCCUGCACAAAGAACACUUCACCUGCAUUGUGAAGGUAUUAUACACAUUACAGUACAUUCAUGCCAUUGCAACGCUUUCAGUUAAAUUCAGUGCAGAAGAGAGAUUGGCAUGGAAGAAUUCUGGAGCACUUAAAAAGCAUACACCAGAUGCAGAAAAGUCCUGGGAGGUAUUACUGAGUCAUGGGAUAAGCGAACUGUCCAAAGGGAAUCGUCUCUACGAAGUGGCCACUGAGGAAAUGUCAAUGAUUAGUUCCAGUGUAUGGUCCCCUCAGUCCAUAGAGUAUGCUCUUCAGCAGUUCUGCUUACCGUUCCUCAGGAUCAGCAGCCUUCUUCAGCACCAUCUCUUUGGGGAUGAUUUACCUAGUUGCCUGAGUGAAGAGGAAUUUCCUGUGCUGGCAAACUGUCUGGGGAUACUGCCAUCAGCUUUUCAGCCAUCAAACCAGUUACACAGUGCCUCUUGCCUUGAUUGGUCAGUCUCGGCAUUUGAGAUAAUAUCACAGUGGUGCUCUGAAGUAACAGAAUUUGCAGACAUCAAUGCAGAGCAUGCCGUGACUUUGGUUGUCCAGGAUCCUCAUUGGACUGCACCACGUCUCCUCCACUUACCUGAGAAUUACAACACCAUCUUCCAAUAUUAUCACAGAAAGGCUUGUACCUUCUGCAAUAAGGUGCCCAAGGAUCCUGCACUCUGUCUAGUUUGUGGUACCUUUGUGUGCCUGAAGGGACCCUGUUGCAAACAACAGAAUUACUGUGAAUGUGUUCUGCACUCCCAGAACUGUGGGGCAGGAACAGGAAUAUUUCUGCUGAUCAAUGCUUCGGUAAUCAUUAUCAUUCGAGGACAUCGCUUUUGCAUUUGGGGAGCUGUCUACCUUGAUGCCCAUGGAGAAGAGGACAGAGACCUCAGACGGGGCAAGCCGCUGUAUUUAUGUGAAGAAAGGUACAAGGUCUUGGAGCAGCAGUGGGUUUCUCACACGUUCGAUCACAUCAAUAAGAGAUGGGGUCCUCAUUACAACGGAUUGUAGUGCAUCUUCUGUGGGAAGAUGAUUUAUAUUGAAAAAUAAAAUGUUUGUCUGAAAUCCUUUUACAUACCUAAUAUUGUGAACCAUAUACAUAGCCAUGAGGUGCUACUACCAUAGCCAUAGCACUUGAGAAGGAAUCAUCGUGUGUGCAAUCAUGCAUAUAAAGUGGGUUUGAAUGUUUAAUUUAAACCUUAAUGUUACGAAGGGGUGUGGGAGUAACCAAUUACAUGUUUUAAGCACAACCUCCCCCCUUGGCCAUGUGAAUUUUUAAAGGACACCCAGUAAUAAAGAUGCUUGUUCUGUACGUGCCCAAGAAAAUGGGAGAUGUUUUUUUUUUUUUUUUUAAUAAGGUAGACCCACAUUUACAGUCUUAGAUAAAAGUUGAUACCAGCAGCUUUUUGUUAUUUUGCAACCAGAACUAAAUUUGCCCAGAUGUGCUGAUUUUUAAGAUCUUGCUUAAAGGAGUGGAAAGGGUUUUGUAGCAAAUACUCUGAUCCGACACUCUACCCAGACACUGUUAGGUUACAUUGAAAGCCAGAGUUUUGAUUAGGCGUUAAAUGUGUCAGAAGAAAUGCUAUUCACAUGUUUCCUUCUAUUAGGAAUAUAUAUCCCUUUUCUUGACUUUUUUUUAGCUUGCAUUGAAGUGCUUUUUAUUCUUAAUCUACGUUUGUGAGCCCCAGCUGAAAUGAUAUUGAAGGACAAGCUUGUGUGUGGAGUUUAUGCUUUAUAUUGAUGAGGUGGUUCAGUAGAAAAUUGGGUGGAUACCACAUGUGCAGAACUAUAUAAAAUCAUAAAGGCUUAACAUAAAGAACUAACUGUAAUUCAUCCUCAGGAAAUGUCUUUUUGUUUGCUGUUAGUUAGUUUUAGCACGCUGCUGUUAAUGUUGUACAAUGCAUUUUGUCUUUGUAAAGGAUUUUUUUUCUCUUGCUAAGAAAUGAAUUACCACAACAAUUUGGUUAAUUAUUAGUGAUAGUAGCAUAUAGGUUUUACUGUAUUUACCAAUUUUUGUAAGACACCGAACAUGGCAGGUCCUAAUUACUGCGAUGUGUGUUUCAGAGUUAUUUAAUUGGAAAUGUGCAGACUGUCCUGUAAAUGAAACUCUUAUUCAGAUAUUUUCCUGUCAUCUCUCAAGUUUCAUCUGUAUUGUAUUUGUGCAGUGCAAUCAUUACUUUUUUCUGCAUGAAUUCCCAAACAGAAAAAAAAAAUCCAAGAGAUGGUUCUAGUGACUGAUUAAUGCAUCUGUAUCUUCCAGAGUACAUACGGUAUAGUAAGCAGGUGAGAAUGGAGUGGCUAUUAAAUAUCUGUGGAUUUCGCCGUGCAAUGGUGGUGUGAUCGCCUUUAAAUAUGGGGAUGAUUUAUGUUCUGAUGCUUAGUUGGAUUCCACCAUUGUAACUGCUGAAGAGCCUGGAAUAACAAUUAAAGAUCCAGAAUAUAUAUUUUCCUGUAUUUACCUAUCUAAUGCUUACUAGAUGUAGCGAUGGAUUCCAUUGUUUUCUUUCUAGAAUUCUGUUUUUAGAUUCAUGACCAGGUGGUUGGAUAUGCAUUAAUAGUUUGCUGGUUGCUGGUUAUAUUCCAGUGAACCCAAAAAAACACUUAUCUGAUGGCUGCUUAUGGCCAAAGUAGAACGAGUCUUCAUCCCACAUCUUUAUGGACACAAACCCACCUUUACUCUUGGCAUUAAUCUGCAUGCCAACAGGAAGCAGUGCUUUCUGCACAGGUUUAAGGUUACUGCAGGGGAAGUGUAUGUUACUGCUGAAUAGAUGGAUUUCCAAGAUACCAUUCCAGCAUCAUUCUUAAACAAUUAACUAAUAAUAAAAAUAUGAUUUCAGAAUUAAAAAUCAAUUCAAGCAAAUCAUGUAGCUGUAACAGCAAUAGAACAUGAAAUGUUACUGAAUUCUGUAUCUACUUUUAACAUUUCUGGUU